Messenger RNA from Salvia splendens (bonfire salvia), 432 nucleotides. RefSeq names its product probable disease resistance protein At1g59620. NCBI's taxonomy places the organism in Eukaryota, Viridiplantae, Streptophyta, Magnoliopsida, Lamiales, Lamiaceae. The transcript has 2 exons. The record is from RefSeq and is a predicted model, not a curated record. The coding region runs from base 1 to 432 and encodes 143 amino acids. Gene Ontology annotation, molecular function: ADP binding; protein binding.
AUGGAGUUGGGACGUGAAACCGAAACCUCAUCGAUUUCGACUGCAAUGUCUCUUGAUCAACCCUUUGUGGGGAUGGAGAAGGACAUGGAGCUUUUACUCUCCAUGCCUAGGGCCGUCUUGGCCGAGAUUUUGGAACAACUUGAUCCCAACGAGUAUGUACCCGGUAGCAAGGGGGUUGAUUAUUUGGUACGACAAAUUUACAAAUUUGUGGAGAGGAGGAAAAGUCUGGUUGUGAUAGAUGAUAUUUGGAAAAACGAUGGUUGGGAGAUCAUGAGGGAGGCUUUUCCGAUCAAUUGUAACGUGUUCCUCAUCACUCGUUCUGAGAGUGUUGGUAGUGAAGAAUGUGAUCAUCUUUACAAGCUGGGAGUUAUGACAGAAGAUGAAGGGUGGGAACUACUGAAGAGAAUAGCACUUCCCCAAGAUUUUGGUUAA